UGUGUCCCUCAAGUCUGAGAUUAAGAAGCUGAUCUACAUGCAAGUGGCGCUGUGGCUGCUGGUGGCGGCGCAGAUGUGUGUCGCUCACUUCAAGUUGCUGCCCCACGACCAGGUGGCCAUGCCCUACCAGUGGGAGUACCCGUACUUGCUCAGCAUCAUCCCUUCGCUCUUCGGCCUCUUCUCCUUCCCCCGAAACAACAUCAGCUACCUGGUGAUCUCCAUGAUCAGUACGGGCCUCUUCUCGGUGGCGCCUCUCAUCUACGGCAGCAUGGAGAUGUUCCCCAUGGCCCAGCAGCUCUAUCGCCACGGCAAGGCCUACCGCUUCAUCUUUGGCUUCUCCGCCGUCUCGGUCAUGUACUUGCUGGUGGUGAUCGCCGUGCAGGUCCACGGCUGGCAGCUUUAUUACAGCAAGAAGCUGCUGGACUCCUGGUUCACCAGCACACAGGAGAAGAAGAAGAAAUGAAGAACCGGCUCGGAGCUGCAUGUAUGUGGGACACCGUCUCGGGGCUGGGAGCUGGAGGUGCCAGACUCAGGCGAAGGCAGGACGGGUUCUUUGUCAUCCCCACCCAGUGGAUAGGGUGAUGCCAGAGGUCCUGUGCAUGCCGAGUGAGAGUUGAGCCCCUACCUUGGCAUCUUCCAGCUAGGCCUGGGAGAAGCACAGUAUGGACAACUUUCCUUGGGAGGGAUUGAAGGGUUCUUCGGUCUUAAGGAGAG
Gekko japonicus is the source of this 714-nucleotide messenger RNA. Its product is annotated as protein jagunal homolog 1-like. Gene Ontology annotation, biological process: endoplasmic reticulum organization; vesicle-mediated transport; granulocyte colony-stimulating factor signaling pathway. Lineage: Eukaryota; Metazoa; Chordata; Lepidosauria; Squamata; Gekkonidae. The record is from RefSeq and is a predicted model, not a curated record. Gene Ontology annotation, cellular component: endoplasmic reticulum membrane. The annotation marks the transcript as partial. The transcript has a single exon.